UGACCUUACCAAAAUUUCUUAUAUCAUUUCACCCGUACACCAUCAUUUACAUCUUCCAUCAUCGUUUUCGCGAGAUCGUGAUUAAUUUGUCGAUUAUUAGUUCAAGGCACAGGCGAAAAAUUAACUACUAGCUAUGUUAUCCAGAUUAGCUCUUCGUUCGGAACUGUUCCGAGUAGCACCACUGUGUGCUAGUGCCGUACGCACCACACAAACCAAACCGGCCGUCGCUACCACCAAUGAAUCAAUCAUUGUACCAGGGUUCCCGAAACCCAAUGGCCAACCUCAACCAAAUCCAUAUGACGGACCCGAACGUGAUCUUGUGAAUUUUCCCAGAAUGGUGAGGUUAGAAGAACCUGCCAAAACUAGGUAUUUGUUCGUGCCCGAAGAGUGGUUUGAAGUAUUUUACAAAAAGACUGGAGUCACAGGUCCAUAUGUUCUUGCUGCUGGUGUUACAACUUAUUUAUUGAGUAAAGAAAUUUGGGUAGUUGAACAUGAAUUCCCUUAUGUAUUGGCUACUGUUGGUUUGUUUUACAUUGGAUGGAAAAAAUUUGGAACACCUUUAGCUAAUUUCCUUGAUAAAGAGAUUGAUGAAUAUGAAGCAUCGUGCAAUGCUAGUCGUAAAGGUGAAAUUGAUGGUUUAAAAGAAAACAUUGAAAACCAAAAAACAGAAAUAUGGAGAACUGAAGCUCAACAACAUGUAAUUCAAGCAAAGAGGGAGAACGUAGCUAUUCAGUUAGAAGCUAUUUACCGUGAACGAGCUCUUCAAGCUUACAACCAAGUAAAAAGGCGUUUGGAUUAUCAACUGGAUUUGGCUAACUUGACACGUUCUGUACAACAAAGACACAUGGUUAACUGGAUUAUUGAAAACGUCCUUAAGUCUUUAACAAAUGAACAAGAAAAGCAAAGUUUUAAAAAGUGCAUGGUCGAUUUACAAGCUUUAGCUGCAAAAGCAUAAAUGUAAUAUCAGUUAGUGCUAAUUUUUAGAACAUUGUUUAAUGGUAAAUAAACUUAUUUGCAUUCUUUAAUAUACUCUUUUAACAGUAGAUUUCAUGCUAUUUAUAUGAGAUAAGAAACAAUUAUUAUGUAUAUGGUAUUAUUACUAUUUUUACACAAUACUCAAGUUAAUAAUGAUUUAUGUUCUCUAAUUAUUACAUUCAAUACAAAACAAUGUACUGUUAUUUAAAAAAAAUAAAUUCAAUUUUACCAUUAUA
Rhopalosiphum maidis (corn leaf aphid) is the source of this 1211-nucleotide messenger RNA. It is a transcript of the gene ATPsynB, whose product is annotated as ATP synthase subunit b, mitochondrial. The transcript is spliced from 5 exons. NCBI's taxonomy places the organism in Eukaryota, Metazoa, Arthropoda, Insecta, Hemiptera, Aphididae. The coding region runs from base 134 to 955 and encodes 273 amino acids. Gene Ontology annotation, molecular function: proton transmembrane transporter activity. Gene Ontology annotation, biological process: proton motive force-driven ATP synthesis. The record is from RefSeq and is a predicted model, not a curated record.